Ciona intestinalis (vase tunicate) is the source of this 4269-nucleotide messenger RNA. The record is from RefSeq and is a predicted model, not a curated record. Lineage: Eukaryota; Metazoa; Chordata; Ascidiacea; Phlebobranchia; Cionidae.
GAGGUUUGAGGAAAAAUAACAGCUGUAUUAUUAAUUGCUAGUAAAAAAGUAGCUGAUUGUCAAUAUAAGGUUCAAUAUACUUUUCAUGUCGUGCACUAUAAUGUUUAGCGCAAAUUGUCGCAAUCUGGUAUUUCCAAGAAUUUCCUUUCGGUAUCCUAAUUCGGAAAGUAUGACGCAGAGCUUAAUUGCUUCGCCUGCAUGCACGAUUGGUAGUUUACACCGGGUUCGGUUUUCCGAUGUUCUUACGUUAGUAUACAUAAGCGUCUUUGUGGUGUGUUUUAGCUAUACGUAGGUUUGCUGCUUAAUUAAGGAGAAAAGGUUUUUAUAAAAGAUGUUGCAGAGACGAUUGAGCUUAAUUUUUUAUUUUGAACUUCUCACUUUAUGUACAGUACUGGAUAUUUCAGGCGUGGAAACUUACUCAGUGUCCAGUGACACUAAUACGAAGCUGAAAAACAUUGAAGUAACAAAUAUAAGUGCGUGGUCAAAAUGGACCCCUUGGAGUGGUUGCAGCGCUUCGUGUGGCGAAGGAGCCCGAAUACGACAAAGAUUUUGCAUCCGCAAGAGAGUGCAACCGUGCCAUGGUACAGCCACACAACAUAAGCAUUGCUACGACUUCGUGUGCCCAUCUUAUCUUUCGUGGCCAAGGAUACAUUUUAGCGGAACUCUUAACGCUGACUGCCCGACAGUAAACAACCAACGCUGUCUGUACAAUAACAGUUGGUUUUGCCCCACCUGCAACACCUUUCGGCAAAAUAUGAUUAGCCUUGUUCAAACAAAGGGGCACUCGGAAGAAAAAGUUGUUGCACAAAAAUUCGAAGGAAAUCCAUGGGGAAAUGGUCAUUUUUAUUUUAGCAAUACUGUUAUUACAUCAGCAUGUUGGAAGCCAGGCAAAGAAUGUGACGAGAAUGACUUUCUAGUAAAUCGCAAGAUGACGUACGUGGCACCAGGAAGAAUGGUAGAUCUCGACCCAGACUGGCAAGUCGCGCCCGAGGUUAUUGGUUACGAGAUCAAAAUACCAGGAAUGAUGAUCGCGCUGAUGGAGAAUGGUCCAAGUAGUCAAAUUACCAAAAGGAUAACAAACUACAAGGGUGCUGACCACGGAUCUUCAGCUAAAAUCAAAAGCAAACUGAUUAAAAUUCGAUGGUUGGAUGAUUUUUAUCGGAAGAAAUUCAUGAAUGCCACUUCUCUUUCUAUUUCUUUCGUCAUGGAUAUGUUUUAUUUCAACACUAACCGCGGAAGAAUCACUGGAACAAUCGGUAUGACGUCGGACGAUGAUCCAACGAAUCUUUACGGGGGAAGAGUCAUGCGAGCGUUGGAUUUUAAACGUUCUCCUUCAAGGGAGUACGCAUUUGCUCUCGAUAUCAAAACAAAGAGCGUACUUCUUGAUUGUGGGAACUCCAUACGGUCCGACACAAAAGGAAACUUUGCAAUUAACGACUUAAAGCAUGUUGAUGUGGUGGCGUACGAUCCCGAGCAUAAACUCUGUCGACAUCGUAGUUUUAACUGCAGACAGAGAGCUGUACAUUGUGGUGGUAAAGAUCUUUUCAUGGUCUCUUCAGGCGGGGCACUGGACUUUGUUCAGCAAGGACAGGAUUGGUAUCUCAAGCGUGGUGGUGUCGUUUUAGUUUCUUUGAAAAGCUUCUCCAACAAAGUAAUUGAUAUUCUUUCGCGCACCAGACUUGGAUUGGUCAAUCACACUGUGUUAUACAAUCACCAUCGAAGCAAUCGUUUGGAAUAUAAAUUGUGCGACUUAUUUCCUGGUAAUUGCCGAAAGGUCAAUGCAGCAGGAAAAGGAAGCUGUAUGUUGAUGGGUUUGGAAGAUGAAUACGGGUUGAAUUUUAAAACCAUGGGAGGUUUUACGAAACGCAUCGGCCGAGGGCAGACAUGGGAGGUUCCAGCAAUCGUUACCAGCUUUUCUCGGCCAGUAAGAGGUGCAGCCCUUGGCUUACACAUCCUUCGAACUUCCAAUCGUCUACGUCCAGCCUGUCCAUUCAUCCAAGAUCCUUUGGCCAUGUACUUGGCUCGUCCAAAAAGUGCUUUAAAAUUAAGUGACCCAAUGAUAACGAACAGCAAAGGAAUUGCUAAUCUAACAAUAACAGCUAUACGGAAUCCUGGGAACCCAAGGAAAAAUGGAAUCGAUGGACAGGUAUAUCCACUGGGGCUCACUGUAACGUUCUUCCCUGAAGACGGGAAUCUAGUUAGAAUAGCUGAUGGAGGUGCCAUGUCCGGCUCGCUCUCACCAUCGACUUAUUCGCAAGCCAAGAAACAAUGCAGUUUAACUGCUGUUCGCCACACUUUUGAGUUCACUGUUAGAGUUUUCAGUUCUUUACCAGCGGUAACAAUGCGGAAAACCUGUCCUACAUGGACUGAAGACAUCAGACCCAUAUUUCAACUUUAUUACAAUCUUUUUCCAGUGAUGGAGAAACAUAAUAUCAUCAAUCUACGUAAUAUACAUGACGUCAGGUCGCAGCUGAAUAGGAUUAACAUGUCGAUGUUCGAGUUCGACUGGAAUCAUCCUAAUUUCAUGCCAACCACUCGUGACCUCUCACCAGAUAAGACGGAGAUCGUGAGAAGGUGGCUGGAAUGUGAGAUUACAGGCGGACCGACUGACAAAAACUAUGACAAUAUUUACAGUGAGGCGCGGUACAGUGUGUGUGGUUCGAAGAGAAAUCUGACAAAAACUAUUACCCAUUUGAAAGAAAUUCUUCAGAUGGCUAUUUUCGUUGAGCUAUACACGAUACCGCCAUACAUGACCGCUAUGUUUUCACUAAAACGAGAACGCUUCAAAGAAACUUACUUGAUCCUAAAGGGAAUCGCCACCGAAGAAAUGCUCCACAUGACUUUGGAUGCAAAUAUACUGAACGCUAUCGGAGGCGCGCCAAAUACGACGGAUUUCUAUUGGUUACCAAAUUAUCCAACGCCAUUUCCAAGUUUAGAUUUUAUGCAGUUGCUGCCGAACGUGAUGCUAAAGCUUGAGAAGUUCUCCUUAUCGAUGGUGAAAGAAGUUUUCAGUGAAAUUGAGAAACCAGCAUCGCUUGAAGUUUUUAAGAUUCUUCACUCCGCUUCUCUUUUGUGGGGCGAUCUUCCGGAUGAUGAUGGUGGAAGAUGGAAAUUUAACAACACGACAAACAUAUUAUACGAUACCUCAGCGAAAAUAAAUUCGACUGGUCCUCGCUGGUUAAAAGCCGCUGAAAAGUUGAAUGCAACAAGGAUGGUCAACAAAAACGUAAAUGAUCCCUUUUUCUGGAAAGAUGUAUUUGAGAAGACCACCGACAUGUUGGAACUUCCAGAAAUCGCGGAUGUUUACACGAUUGGAGCUUAUUACACUCAUGUUCUAUUGAAGUUAUUGCAAGCUGAAUCCUGCGUUAGGAUGAGCUCCAUAAACAACACAAUUUUUGUUGGCGAUCCAAACAAACAGUUGACCUCCAAACAGUGGUACGUCACUAAAGGUCUCAGCACUGCUACGCUGUUUCCCGUCACGGGGCUAAAGUCAGCGAUAGAAGCAAUUCUUGAAAUAGUUUACGAAGGCGAGGGAGGUUCGUCUUGCUGGCCUUUUGUAAGUGACAACCCGGAUGAUCACCAACAACGACAACUGAAUCUUGGUGGAAGACAAAUUUCUUCACGCAGAGAAGAGUUUUCGCAUUACAUACGCUUUCAGGAAAUUGUUCAUGGAAGAGAAUUGAUUGAAGUCACCGAAGUUCAACCUCAAUGGGCAUCCGAUCAAUGUUUGCACUUUAAUAACGAAUUGUGUAGACUCCCACAAUCAAAACUGUUAGGGAACGUCCCCCGGUAUUGUUACACGGGAAGAUCGCUUGCGAUAUCUGAAGCCGACGACGUGUGGCCUCUUAAUCUGAAGAAUGAUUAUAAACCUUUCAACCAACCAGACUUAACAAGACAAAAGCCUAACAGCAUCCACGCAGCAAGCACGUUUAAUCAACUGUAUACCUCACUUCUUUAUUGUCUAGAAAUUGCCUUCAACGGAAACCCAACGGGCAUGUCGAAGUGCAUGGGCAACAUGUACGAGUUACUUGAAGCAGGAAGAAAACUUGUUACGCUUCCUUUUUACAAAAAUGGAGACAGUGAGAUUGGACCAAACACGAUGCCGGAAUGGAAAUUCAUCAAAGACGGUUACGAACAAAAGACGAAGAAAAACUAUGCACAACUAGACAUCAAAUUUUGUUAAUUUUUUAUAGAUGUAUAUGUUUUUUUGAUGCUAAUUAAUCCAAGUUGCAGACAAUGUGUUAUAAUAAACGAACCCAUAUUAUUUUG